AUGAAGGACGUGAAAAUUGAAGAUUGUGAGGCGGAAGCAGUAUAUCCUUUGAUAUCUGCUGAAUCAAAUUCACUUUUUGCUUUAAUGUGGACUCAGAAUCUUGCAGCUUUAGCUGCUGGAACAGGCACGAAUGCUUCAACAAAUUCAUUUAUGCAGCCGCUAUUGAAUUCAACGUCGGGCACUUUGCAACAGCUCAAUCCAUUCCUACAAACGCUUGCAGUACAGUCUGGAAUUGGUUGUUUUUUGAAACAUGAUAUUUCUGAUAUGAGGAAUGAUCUAGAAUCGAUUACUAAAAUAGUAUUGGACUGCGAAUUUAUUUCGUUUAUGGAAGAAAAGUGGGAUAAGUACAAGGAGUGGAAGAUCUGGACGGAAGUUGGAUUACAUGUUCAUCCCACCGAGCGAAAGUGGAAAUCGAAAGAAGUUGAAGGCGCAGACAAAGUUCUGUGUCGCAAUCCGAAUUCAACUGGAAAUGGAAAUGAGCAGGACGCAAAAAGGAUGCGCCUUUCUUCUCAUUCAUUGAAACCCUCCACAUCCCAGCAUAUUAGCAUCGUUACAACUGCUGUUAGUGAUGCAUCCGGCAGUAACGGUGAUGUUGCGACAGAAUCAAUUAAGGAAUGGAAUGAGUGUCAUCUGGAGACAAACACUCUAUUAGGCAAUCGUUACCGCACCGCAUGUUCGAGACACAUUGGCAUGCGUAUAAGGGAGCAAAAUGAUAUACCUUAA
This is a messenger RNA of Acanthocheilonema viteae, 723 nucleotides long. The record is from the annotation of a GenBank genome assembly. Lineage: Eukaryota; Metazoa; Nematoda; Chromadorea; Rhabditida; Onchocercidae.